Molecule: messenger RNA, 1954 nt
Organism: Pristis pectinata (smalltooth sawfish)
Lineage: Eukaryota; Metazoa; Chordata; Chondrichthyes; Rhinopristiformes; Pristidae
Gene: dkk2
Product: dickkopf WNT signaling pathway inhibitor 2
Exons: 4
Coding region: 202-939 (245 amino acids)
Biological process (GO): negative regulation of canonical Wnt signaling pathway; multicellular organism development
Cellular component (GO): extracellular region
Molecular function (GO): co-receptor binding; receptor antagonist activity
Source: RefSeq, a predicted model, not a curated record
UCCAACGGAGCAAUUGCAAGACUUUAUCAUUGCAGAUUAUUACCGAUAAAUCGAUUCCUUUGGGAGAACCAGACGCCGUGCGCUCGAGCCUAACCCUGCCCUGUUGAGUCAGUGCUGACAGUUGAAGUAUUAACGUUGGCGCCGCUUCCACUCACAUAUUCUUCACCUCCCUGGCGCUCUCUGCAAGACUCGCCUCCUGCCAUGUCUUCUACUGGAUGGUUCCUCCUCUGGACCGCGCUCCUCAUACUUGGGGUCCAAAGGAUUGACAGCGGCAAGUCCAAGGUCAACUCCAUCAAGUCUCCCGUCAACGGGCAGUCUCCGGAACCACUGCCGGCCAACAGAUCCACCGGCAUCCCGCAGGCGAAGAUCAAUAAGAAAGGCGCCGCCGGGAGCCAGAAACAAGCAUGCAGCAGUGAUAAGGAGUGUGCACCAAGUGGCUACUGUCACCACUCACACCACCAAGGCUACCCGACUUGCCUCUCCUGCAGACGAAGGAAGAAGCGAUGCCACAGAGACUCCAUGUGUUGCCCUGGGAACUACUGCAGUAAUGGAAUUUGUGUAGCACUUCUUGAGGGCGCUCAACGCAGAACCUCCACUGGGGAUAUACAAGAACAUUCAAAAAAGGUCGGUCACCAUGGAUCCAAGGGCAGAUACUGGCAAAUUGUGGGCAACACCCAGGCUAAACCAUCACGUGAAAAAGGUCACGAAGGGGACUCCUGUUUACGCUCUUCUGAUUGUGCGGAAGGAUUCUGUUGCGCCCGUCACUUUUGGACCAAGAUCUGCAAGCCCGUUCUUCGUCAAGGAGAAGUAUGUACAAAGCAGAAGAGAAAAGGUUCACACGGCUUAGAGCUUUUCCAGCGCUGUGACUGUGCUAAAGGACUUGCCUGCAAAAUUUGGAAAGAGGCCAAAUCAAGGCUCCACAUCUGCCAGAAAAUCUGAGUGCGUUGGAAUUCUGCUACAGCCCCGAGACUGUGUGAAACAGGGUGCUUUGUAGGACCAUAUCGUGUAAAUAAUGCAGGAUUUGUUAAAGCGGCUUUUCUUUAACAAGAAUCCUUUCUCGCUUAAUGCAAAAGUACAUGGAGGAUAGGUCCAAGGAUCAAGGCAUUUUCACUCUGGCCAAUCCAUGACAGGUUACCAUUUUCAAAUUAAUUAAAGGCAUUACAGCGGGCAGCAUUGAGCUGCAGUCUCUAUUUUCCAUUACAGUUUGUGAUUCUCAGGGUGUGGGUAUCGCUGACAAGUCUGGCAUUUAUUUCUCGUCCCAGGUCCCUCCAAGGAGUUGAUGAUAGGUCUUCACUUGAGCUCCUACCAUUGGAAAUGCGCCCACAAUGAUGUUGGUUGGAUCUUGACCAACAUUAUGUGAAUUAUAAGUCUGCGCAUAGAAUCUUUCAGCACAAGUGGAAGCCAUUUGGUCCAUAGGGCCUGUACUGGCACUUUAAGACACAUUGGUAUGCAUGCAAGCCUGUAUUUAUUGACCUGCAGUGUUGUCCCUGGGAGGGCAGGACCAGUUCAAUAUCGCCAUCUUUCAGAAUUCAUUUCCCCAGCAGGCUGCAGAAGGACAGUUGUUAAUCAGUUCUUUUUCACUAUAAAACCUAUUGGUUUCAUCUUCAUAGAUGCCAUUCAUGAGAGUCGCACAAUGUUACACACUUAGAACAUCUCACAUAAUUAAUGGUUGCAUAUCAAGAAAUUUCAGUGCAGAUAAACUUCAUAAUAGAAACAUGUCCUUCAGCCCCUCAAACCCGUUCUUCCACUCAAAUACACCAUGGAAAAUAUUUCUCUCCAGUCCGUUUAUCCACUAUUUUCAUGCAGAGGGUUGAAAUCCCUUUGAUACUUCAUUACAUUAGCAACAAAGCCAGUAAUCAAAUUCAAUUAGAUAAGAUCACAUCUACCAUUGAGUAAACUGAGAGUAAACAUUCAUAUCUCAUGGAAAGGUGAAAAGUCAAAAGGCCAUUUUCAA